AUGAAGUUCAUUUCUCUCGCCCUGAUCACCCUGCUGGCCCCCGCUCUGGGCGCCUCGAUCCCCUCCUCCUCCUCCUCCUCCUCCUCCUCCUCCUCUCAGGAGAAGGAGAUGAACCCCAACCGGUUCAACGAGGUGACUCCCAACCAAUUCGACGAGGUGAAUCCUCACCAGUUCAACGAGAGGGCCAACGUCUAUCCUGGCGGUCCCCCCCCUCCUCCUCCCCCUCCUCCUCCUCCUCCUCCUCCUCCGCCCCCGCAUCACUACAGUCUGAGCCAAGGCCGUGACCUGCAAGAAGACCGUGGUGGGCUCAUCGCCCGCGCCGAAGAAGAUGAUCACCCGCACGCUGGAUGGGGUGGACCAGGCUAUGGUCCUGGCGGAUACGGUCCUGGAUGGGGUCCUGGAGGGUAUGGACCUGGAUGGGGUCCUGGGAGGGGAUGGUCUUCUUCUUCUUCUACCCAGCCCCAGAUCAGGGAUGAUACCACUGGCACCACUGCUGAUAAAGCUGUAUAG
This is a messenger RNA of Penicilliopsis zonata CBS 506.65, 510 nucleotides long. RefSeq lists its product as hypothetical. Bases 1 to 510 code for a protein of 169 amino acids. The transcript has a single exon. The record is from RefSeq and is a predicted model, not a curated record. Lineage: Eukaryota; Fungi; Ascomycota; Eurotiomycetes; Eurotiales; Aspergillaceae.